Molecule: messenger RNA, 1044 nt
Organism: Fusarium vanettenii 77-13-4
Lineage: Eukaryota; Fungi; Ascomycota; Sordariomycetes; Hypocreales; Nectriaceae
Exons: 3
Coding region: 1-1044 (347 amino acids)
Biological process (GO): nucleophagy; autophagosome assembly; autophagy of mitochondrion
Cellular component (GO): cytoplasmic ubiquitin ligase complex; cytosol
Molecular function (GO): Atg8-family ligase activity
Source: RefSeq, a predicted model, not a curated record
AUGAACUACAUCUACUCAACAGUCAACACCCUUCGGGACCGCUACACACCCGUCACCCACAAGUCCACCUUUCGCCAGACGGGUCAGAUCACACCCGAAGAGUUCGUCGCGGCCGGAGACUACCUCGUUUACAAGUUCCCGACCUGGUCUUGGGGCGAUGCCGACUCCCCCGAGCGCCGCGUCAGCUACCUUCCCCCAGGGAAGCAGUUCCUCGUUACCCGCAACGUGCCCUGCCACCGCCGUCUGAACGACGACUUUGCUGGCGACGCUGGCCAUGAGGAGGCUCUCGUCAACGAUGGCGAGGACUUCAAGGGAGGCGCGGGAGAUGAUGAAGAUGGAUGGCUGCGCACCGGCGGGCUCGCGAGCUCACAGCCUCUCAAGGUCAAGGAAGUGAGGACGGUAGACGACUCUGGAAAUGUCGGCGACCGAGAGGUUGUGGAGGAUGAUGAGAUUCCCGACAUGGAGGAUGAGGAUGACGACGAAGCUAUCAUCCGUGAUACCGGCGCCGACUCCAAGAGCAGCGGCCGUCGAACUUACACCCUGUACAUCAUGUACACCACCUACUACCGAACCCCCCGACUCUACCUCUCAGGCUACCUCCCCAACGGCCAGCCCCUCCCUCCCCACGACAUGAUGGAGGACAUCGUCGGCGAUUACAAGGACAAGACUGUCACACUCGAGGACUUUCCCUUUUUCGCAAACAACAUCAAGAUGGCGUCAGUGCAUCCCUGCAAGCACGCCUCGGUCAUGAAGACGCUGCUCGACCGUGCCGACGCCGCCCUACGACUGCGAAGGGAGAAGCUGCGCGCCGGCGCCAGUGCAUCCGCAACGUCCGGAAUGGAAGGUUUGGUGGAUGAGAUUGACAAGUUGGACGUCAAGGGCGCGCAGGAGGCGGCGGAUAAGGAUGAGUGGGAAGAGGUGCAGGAGGCAGAGAUUGAUGAUCACGAGGUUGCUAUCCGUGUGGAUCAGUAUCUGGUUGUCUUUCUCAAGGCAAGUCCCCAUGUAACACCUGGUAUCGAGCACGACUUCACUAUGGGAGUCUAA